Molecule: messenger RNA, 1667 nt
Organism: Catharus ustulatus (Swainson's thrush)
Lineage: Eukaryota; Metazoa; Chordata; Aves; Passeriformes; Turdidae
Product: importin-4-like
Exons: 13
Coding region: 332-1633 (433 amino acids)
Source: RefSeq, a predicted model, not a curated record
UAUACUGGUUUAUACUGGUCCAUACUGGUUUAUACUGGUUUAUACUGGUGCAGGACUGGCCGCAGCACUGGGAUCCCAGUUCGGGGAGGGCCUCCUUGAGCUGCUGGAGCUGGGGCUGGGCCUGGCCCCCGACGACCCCGAGGCCACCGAGGUCAGUUUGCAGCUGCUCUCGGCCGUCUCGGAGCUGUUGGGGGAGGGGACGGCGCCGCUGCUGCCUCGGGCACUUCCGGUCCUGCAGGGGGCGCUGCGGCCCCCGCCGCCCCCCCCCACGGACGCUCCUGAUUGGCUGCCGGAUCUCCACGACGACCCCGACAGCGAUGACGUCACCGCCAUGGAGGAGGAUGACGUCACCGAGUGGGAGGAGGCGGAAGUGGGCGGGGCCUUCCCGAGAUUGGCAGAAGCGGCGCUGGGAGCGCUGGGAGAACUGGCAGAGAAUUGCGGCGCCGCCUUCCUGCCCUACCUGGAGCCCUCCUUGGCCGCCGUGCUGGAUCUGACCCAGUUCCCCCAGUGCCAGGUCCGAGGCGCCGCCUACGAGGCCCUGGGGAGUCUCAGCUGCUGCGGGAGGGGCCGGGAAAACCAAACUGCCCCCAGCCCCGCCCACCAGGGGGCGUUCCAGGCUCUCCUUUCCGGCCUGAGGGCGGAGCCGGAAGUGGGCGGAGCUUUGGGCGCCGUGGGCGGGGUCGGGCGGAUCCUGCAGGCCCCGGGCCCCGCCCCCAAGGAAUGGCUGGAGCCCAUUGGUGCAGCCCUGUGUGACGUCAUCGCCGGCAAGAUCGGCUGCCUGAGAACGCGGCGGGACGGCGACGAGACCUCCCAGCUGGCCGAACUCCGCGAAGCCGCCUCCGAUUGGCUGCUGGAACUGGGCGCCGCCAUGGCCCGGGCCCAGACAGGAAGUGACCCCGCCCAAACCGGAAGUGACCCCUCCCACACAGGAAGUGACCUCACCUUCCCUCCCCACCUCUUCCGCCGCAUCCUCCCCUCCCUAUUGGCCGCCCUGGCCGACCCCGCCCACCCGGGGGCGCGGUCCUGGGCGGCGGCCGUGAUUGGCCAGCUGGGCCACGCCCUGGGCGCCGAGGCCACGCCCUUUUUGCCUUAUUUGGGCCCGGCCUUGCGGCUGGCCGCCGGCGACGCCGACGCCGAGGUGCGCGCCAAUGUCUUCUACGCCGUCGGGAGGGUCGGGGAGGCCGCGGGACACGCCCACCUGGAGGGGGCGUGGCCGGGGGCGGAGCUUUGCUGCCACGCCCUGCGGGAGGGGGGGGAGGGGCCGGGGAAGGUUCGGGACAACGCACUGGGAGCACUGGUGAGACUGGGAGUGCCCUACGAGCAGUCUCUCCCCCUGGCUCUGCGCUCGCUGCCGCUCUCCCAGGAUCUCCAGGAGGAGGCUCCGGUUCUGCGCUGGCUCCUGGGGGCUGGGACGGAGAGGCUCCUCCCCCACGUCCCCGCCCUCGUCCGCGGCGUCGGCCCCGCCCUGGCCCUGAACAGACUCGACCCAGCUCUCAGCCAAUCGCUGCUCGCGCUGCUCCGCCGGGUGGGCGGGCCGACCCCGACAACUUCCGGGUGGGCGUGGCCUCGCUGGACCCCCGCCCACGCCGCCAUCUUGGGCCGGCUCCUGGAUGACGUCAUCGCUGACCAAUAAAAACGGAGAAUGGAAAAAGGGGCGUGGCCUCGUC